AACAAGAAGAAAAGAAGAGACGCGCUCCGAACUACUGCUUCAACAUUAAAGAUUUGAGACAAAAGCAUUUUAGAUCAUUGAUUGAAUGAAAGCAUUCGAAGCAGCAGUAAUAACAGAAACCUGUAAAGAUAGAGUUUACUGAAGAGUACAGAGAGAACACGAGUGAUCCAGAACCCUUCAGACUCAAGCAUGAAGAAACUGAAGAAGAAGAAAGAGUUUACAGGAGCAUCAAAUCAUCAGAAAGAGGUGAAACUUGCAAAGAGUGAGUUUAUUAAAGAGGACAGAGAGAAGAUGGGAGAUCCAAAGCACACUGAACAUACUCAAGAACAAACAGAGCUGAUUGAAGAGAACCAAAAGAGUGAAGAAUCAAGUGAAGUUGAAGAGAAAAAUCAUGCCAAAACUAGAAAAAAACUUUUGAGUUGCCCUCAGACCAAGCAGAAAGAUUUAAAGAAAAGAGACAAGAAAUCUUUCACCUGCACUCAGUGUGGAAAGAGUCUCAGAAACAAAUAUGGUCUUGAUGUUCAUAUGAGAGUUCACACUGGAGAAAAACUGUACAAGUGUUCACACUGUGACAAGAGAUUCAGUCAGUCAAGAGACAUGAAAAUACACGAGAGGAUCCACACUGGAGAGAAACCGUUCCCUUGUAAUCAAUGUGGUAAAAUGUUUGUUUGUGCUUUAGCCCUAAAGAAGCAUCAGAAACUUCAUAAAAAGGAGAAACCACAUUCAUGUGAAUUGUGUGGAAACAGUUUUUCAUCACUGAGCUAUUUUAAAAAACAUCAGAAAAUGCAUGCUGAUGUUAAAGAGUACAUGUGCUUUGAGUGUAAAAAGACUUUUACAACAGCAAACUGUUUAAAACGGCAUGAGAGGAUCCACACUGGAGGGAAAACCUUACAAGUGUUCACACUGUGA
Molecule: messenger RNA, 909 nt
Organism: Carassius auratus (goldfish)
Lineage: Eukaryota; Metazoa; Chordata; Actinopteri; Cypriniformes; Cyprinidae
Product: gastrula zinc finger protein XlCGF67.1-like
Exons: 3
Coding region: 190-909 (239 amino acids)
Biological process (GO): regulation of transcription by RNA polymerase II; embryo development
Cellular component (GO): nucleus
Molecular function (GO): RNA polymerase II transcription regulatory region sequence-specific DNA binding; DNA-binding transcription factor activity, RNA polymerase II-specific
Source: RefSeq, a predicted model, not a curated record